Molecule: messenger RNA, 1249 nt
Organism: Nycticebus coucang (slow loris)
Lineage: Eukaryota; Metazoa; Chordata; Mammalia; Primates; Lorisidae
Gene: FAM174B
Product: family with sequence similarity 174 member B
Exons: 3
Coding region: 110-586 (158 amino acids)
Source: RefSeq, a predicted model, not a curated record
UUCCUGCCAAGCACCGCGCAGCCGCCUCUGCGGCACAGCCCCGGGUGCAGGCCUCCGCGCUGGUGCGGAACCCGGGGCUCAGCCGCGCGCUCCCUGCCCACCCCGCGCCAUGCGUGCCGCGCCGCCGCCCGCGCCGCUCCUGCCUCUGCUGCUGCUCGCGCUCCUGGCCGCGCCCGCCGCCCGCGCCCGCACAGCCGAGUCCGCGCCAGCGCCGCAGCUCAAACCCGAGCGCGAGUCGCGGCCGCCACCUGGCCCGGGGCCCGGAAACUCCACCCGGACUGAGUCUGGGGCAGCGGGCGGUGGUGGAGGCAGCUCCAACAGCAGCGGGGACGCCUUGGUGACACGCAUCUCCACCCUGCUCCGCGACCUGCCUACCCUGAAGGCGGCGGUGAUCGUGGCUUGCGCCUUCAGCGCCCUCCUCAUCGGCUGCCUGCUGCUGCGCGUCUUCAGGUCUGGAAAGAGGCUAAAGAAGACCCGCAAGUAUGACAUCAUCACCACCCCAGCCGAGAGGGUGGAAAUGGCCCCGCUGAAUGAAGAGGACGAUGAGGAUGAGGACUCCACAGUGUUUGAUAUCAAAUACAGGUAAAACCUGCCUUCCAGCGUGUUGGCAUCCUGUGGAAAGUUGGCCAGCUGCAGCCUGGGGUGUGAAGGAUCUGGAAGCUCUCUCACAUCCGAGGUGUUGAAACCAAAACACACGUUAUUUAUACAACUCUGGCUCCAUGCUGCGUGUUGGACAUCUGGUCAGAAUGUCACCAUCAAGCUUGUUUCCAAAUCACUACAUGAGAGUCAUUUCUGUCCACCCUGGGGGUGCCCCUUUAAAGUGUCACCCUUUCUUCUUCCCCUGUUGACAGGUUUUCUUGUCUUGCUAAGCAGUGAAGGGUAGACACCUGUUGAUUUAAGACAAAAUGUUUUUAAUGCAACUGCUGACAGUAGUAAGAGAGAGCAGGAGGAACAAGAAUUUAAAAACGCCUGAAGGAUCUCCAGCCGUGCCUUUAAGGUUUCUGAAAUUCUUCCUCCUGGAUCUAUGUGUUAGAGCUCGUCUGUCCCCGUUAUGUCUUUUUAGCCUGGCUAGGUCCUCCUGGUCUUAUUUUGGUGAUGUCCGUGUUAAAGUUCAAAGUCGAAGUUCUCAGAGCUAGUCAGCCCCUUCCAGAACUGGACAAGGUAUGGAUCCUUUUCGUUCCUUUUUUUUUUUCCCCCUUUGUAAAGGGUUCAGCAGAAAUAGGCAUGGCUAGUUCACAAAGAAUUUCCA